Molecule: messenger RNA, 1215 nt
Organism: Oncorhynchus kisutch (coho salmon)
Lineage: Eukaryota; Metazoa; Chordata; Actinopteri; Salmoniformes; Salmonidae
Exons: 2
Coding region: 106-750 (214 amino acids)
Source: RefSeq, a predicted model, not a curated record
ACUGACGGACACUUGAUCAUCAAAUCAACUUCUCACACGGAUCUACAGGGACAUCGAGCACCAGAAAAAUAGAGAUUACAUUUAUUUAAAAACACCAGGGGUACCAUGGUUCGAACAUUGACAUUGAACAAUAUGGAGGAGCUUAGAAAUUCUUCGUUUGGUCGUCCCUCACCCAGGCACGGACUCAAGCUCCUUUUCUGGUUCGCCAAAGAUCACAUCGCCAUCAAAAAUGGCAACCAGAUGUUUGCAAAUUACGACCCCAAAGAGGGAGACUUUGGAUUCCAUCACUUCCAGAACAGACGUGAAAACAAUGACUGCAAGAGGCUGCUUCCUUAUAGUGAGUACCCAUUCUAUGAGGUGGGCAACCUCCACCUCCCAACAUCUAAAUCAUUGCCUAAAUAUGUCCGUGAGGGCAACACUCAUCAGAUAGAUGACAGCAACAUGGACCGUCUCGUCAUCAGUAUACGUCCAGACAUGACAGUGGAUAAGGUCUAUGUGACCCAGCACGAGGACCUGAAGAGCUUCGACCCGGUCAACACAUAUUGCAUCAGCAGGAGUUUGCUCAUGAUCAUACGUCGCCGUUCAUUGAGUAACUUCCUGGAACAGGCGGGCUAUUAUACCCAAAAUGUAAACGCCCCCAGGGAGUCUGGGGAUGCCAGGAUUGAUAUGGAAGGUGGAUGCAGAGCUCCACCCAGCGUUGCACCCAGAGCUGCACCAGGCUUCUGGGAAAGAAUCUGUACCAUACUGUAACCAGGCUUCUGGGAAAGCUACUGUACCAUACUGUAACCAGGCUUCUGGGAAAGCUACUGUACCAUACUGUAACCAGGCUUCUGGGAAAGCUACUGUACCAUACUGUAACCAGGCUUCUAGGAAAGCUACUGUACCAUACUGUAGAUCAGUGUCCUUUAGUCCUGGUCCUGGGGACCCUGAAGGGGGGAACUUUUUAGUUUAUUACCCCAGCACAUUGCUGUUCAUUAUGGUAUGUUAAUUUUCACUAAUACAUUUAGUCGUUUAUCAGACACUCUUAUCCAGAGUGAGUUCAGUGCAUUAAACUAUAGGCAGAUAAACAACAACAUCCUGUAUCACAUAGGAAGUCAACUGUUUCUGUUACCAUUACUGAGAGGGUUGUUGCUGUUGGGGUCUGCUAUUGGCUAAUGUACUUCUGUAUGUUAAAAUACAAAAUACAUGCAUUUUAAUUAAAUACAUGAAAAUACA